GAUUCGAUGAAAGCAACACGCACUGGCUCUGUCUUUCUCUCUCACACAUCGCAACAGAAUAGAGAGAGAGAGAGAGGGAAUAAAGACUACGGCGAGAGGAGAUUCAUUCUCUCUCCUUCUCAGGGUUUUCCUUUUUUUGAUAAACAGGGGAUCGGAGGAAUUGAAUGAAUUGAUUAAACCCUAUAGCGACGGCGUCGUGUUUGGUGGUAACGGGGGAUCGCCGCCGGUCGACGUGGCGUCCGGGGAUGGGGGUUGCGGAGCCGAGUCGUUCGGUUGCCUGUUAUUGUUGUUGUGCUGCUAGUGUUUUGGUUGCUUACCGAUCUCGCAUUUCCAUUGGUCCUACUUGAGUUUGUUUGUUGUUUUUGUUUUUCUGGGAAUAAGGUAUUCGAUUUUGGAGUUGGUUUCUGGCGAAAAAUGGUGGUCAAGGGUGGGUGGUGGUGGGAGAAGGUGCGGAGGAGUGUGAGGACGGUAUAUUUCAUGGUGGCUAUGGUGUCGUCGCUGGUGGUGGUGUCUUUGCCGGUGGUGGUGGCAAUUGCGGACGCCGUUUUGCCUUGCUUGCUAAUUCCUAGCUUUACGUGCGUUAAAUGUUACAGUUUCCGAGAGCAUGUGGAGAGAUAUGCUUUCAAGAGCUCGCUUAUGGAUAUUCCUCUUGUUUCCAUCGUCAGAUCUCUCAUCAUUACCUGUGUAUAUAUAAUGUGCGAUGGCGCAGCCCUAUCGCACGGGUCCUAUGUAGGAAGUGUAACAUUCUGUUCCUUCGUUUCAAUACUUCUUCUUUCAAUCAAGGCUUGUGUCUUCACUGUUAAUUCUCAACUCGAGGCUGAAGCUUCAAUUUCUCUUUCAAGGAAGAGGCUCCAUCUGAAGAAAUCCUGGGGAAUGCCUGUCUUGUUUCUCUCAUCUGUUGUCUUUGCUCUUGGCCACAUUGUUGUGGCCUAUCGAACAAGUUGCAAAGCAAGGAGGAAGCUCAUUUUGCACCGUGUUGACCCAGAAUCUGUUCUUUCUGGCAAAAUGGUCUUCUCUGGUUUCCAGAAGGUUCCACGAUCACCAACUCCAUCUGCAGGCAAAUCUUUCCGCAGUGAUAGUGAAACCAGGAAAAAAGCACCAGGUUUAGCCCAUGACGUUGGGGAACUUCCAAUUAGUUUACUUGCCGACAUAGACAGCUUGUUCUUUUCUUGUCAAGGGCUAACAAUUCAUUACAAGCUAAGCAUGCCGGGAUCACCUUUGCGCACCUUGUCCUCUACACUUUUUGAUCGGCCAUCAUUAAGCAUUCCUCUGAAAACCCAAUAUAGUAUUCACAGGAGCAUCAGUAACCAAUUAUACAGCAGCAGCAGCACUCCUCUCUUUACUCCCCUCUUGGCCAGUUCACCGGCAUCUCCAAUAUCUGAAGAUAUGCCCAUUUUGAGCUUAAAUGAAACUUGUGAGGAAGAUGAAGUUAGCAAAAUGGGAUAUCUAAUGGACCAGAUUGAUGGAGCUACUGAACAAUUUGGAAUUAUUUUAGUCCACGGCUUUGGGGGGGGUGUCUUCUCAUGGAGAAAGGUAAUGAGCGAUCUGGCUAGGCAAACAGGUUGUGCAGUUGCUGCUUUUGACCGGCCGGGAUGGGGUUUGACGUCAAGGCCACGGCAGAAGGAUUGGGAGGAAAAUCAAUUACCUAAUCCCUACAAGCUUGACAAUCAGGUGGACCUACUUCUUUCAUUUUGCUUGGAGAUGAAGUUUUCCUCGAUUGUGCUUGUGGGCCACGAUGAUGGAGGACUGCUUGCCCUGAAAGCUGUUCAGAAACUUCAGUCAUCCAUAAAUCCUGUGAAUCUUGAAAUAAAGGGAGUCAUAUUACUAAACGUAAGCUUGUCAAGAGAAUUGGUUCCAGCCUUCGCUAGAAUACUUUUACGCACUUCCUUAGGCAAAAAGCACUUGGUUCGUCCUCUUCUUCGGACGGAAGUUACUCAAGUGGUGAAUCGGCGAGCUUGGUAUGAUGCCACCAAACUAACAACCGAAGUCUUAAGCCUAUACAAGGCCCCAUUACAUGUAGAAGGUUGGGAUGAGGCACUUCAUGAAAUUGGCAAACUUUCAUAUGAAACUGUCCUACCUCCACAUGGCGCAGCAUUGAUUCUGAAAGCUGUUGAAACAUUACCAGUUUUAGUCGUAGCAGGGGCUGAAGAUGUCCUUGUCCCUUUGAAGUCUGUCCAAACUUUGGCUUCUAAACUUGUAAAUUCAAGAAUGGUUGCAAUAUCUGGUUGUGGCCAUCUUCCACACGAGGAAUGUCCCAAGGCGUUGCUUGCAGCUAUAUCACCGUUCAUAAAUAGGGUUUUAUUAAAACCAGAAUUGUAGAAACAAUAGGGAGAGCUUCAUCAUCAUGUUUUAUAAUAUUAGGCUAGUUCGUUCUUAUUUAUUGGCCUGGCUGGCUGGCCUCUCUAUUAAAUCCCCGUCCCAUCUUUUCUUGUAAAUUCCCGAAGGAGGAAGAGCCCCAAGCAAAAAGCUCGCUCUCCUUUUGGGUGUGUCGGUUUUGAAUUAUAAUAGUGUUUUUUCCUUUUAGGUGGUGGUUGUGGUGAAGGCUUGUUGUCUAAGGGCAUAAGCAAGCUCCAAUGAGGCGUUUAUCAAUGUGGUUGAUUAUUUCAUCAA
This is a messenger RNA of Sesamum indicum (sesame), 2610 nucleotides long. RefSeq names its product alpha/beta-Hydrolases superfamily protein. Gene Ontology annotation, molecular function: catalytic activity. NCBI's taxonomy places the organism in Eukaryota, Viridiplantae, Streptophyta, Magnoliopsida, Lamiales, Pedaliaceae. The record is from RefSeq and is a predicted model, not a curated record.